Molecule: messenger RNA, 3050 nt
Organism: Lynx canadensis (Canada lynx)
Lineage: Eukaryota; Metazoa; Chordata; Mammalia; Carnivora; Felidae
Gene: CAPN1
Product: calpain 1
Exons: 22
Coding region: 140-2290 (716 amino acids)
Biological process (GO): proteolysis
Cellular component (GO): cytoplasm
Molecular function (GO): calcium ion binding; calcium-dependent cysteine-type endopeptidase activity
Source: RefSeq, a predicted model, not a curated record
GCCCUUCCGUCUGGGCGCCGGCGGCCCCUCCCGGGGGACAACUCCGCCUUUUACUAAUUUGUCCUCUCGCGGAGCUGGCCGCCGAGGGAGGGGCGGGGAGACACCGCUAGAGAGAUAGUCGCAGAAGGUGGCGGAGAGGAUGGCCGAGGAAAUCAUCACCCCGGUGUACUGCACGGGGGUGUCUGCACAAGUGCAGAAGCAGCGGGCCAAGGAGCUGGGCCUUGGCCGCCAUGAAAAUGCCAUCAAGUACAUGGGCCAGGAUUAUGAGCAGCUGCGGGCUCACUGUCUGCAGAGCGGGGUCCUCUUUCGUGAUGAGGCCUUCCCCCCGGUGCCCCAGAGCCUGGGCUACAAGGACCUGGGCCCCAACUCCUCCAAAACCUAUGGCAUCAAGUGGAAGCGUCCCACGGAGCUGCUCUCAAACCCCCAGUUCAUUGUGGAUGGAGCCACACGCACAGACAUCUGCCAGGGAGCACUGGGGGACUGUUGGCUCCUGGCUGCCAUUGCCUCCCUCACCCUUAAUGACACGCUUCUGCAUCGAGUGGUUCCACAUGGCCAAAGCUUCCAGAAUGGCUAUGCCGGCAUCUUUCAUUUCCAGCUGUGGCAGUUUGGGGAAUGGGUAGAUGUGGUCGUGGAUGACCUACUGCCCAUCAAGGACGGGAAGCUGGUGUUUGUGCACUCCGCCCAAGGCAAUGAGUUCUGGAGCGCCCUGCUCGAGAAGGCCUAUGCCAAGGUGAAUGGCAGCUAUGAGGCCCUCUCCGGGGGCAGCACUUCGGAGGGCUUUGAGGACUUCACAGGCGGAGUCACCGAGUGGUAUGAGCUGCGCAAGGCACCCAGCGACCUCUACCAGAUCAUCCUCAAGGCGCUCGAGCGAGGUUCCCUCCUGGGCUGCUCCAUCGACAUCUCUAGUGUCCUGGACAUGGAGGCCAUCACCUUCAAGAAGCUGGUGAAGGGCCACGCCUACUCUGUGACGGGGGCCAAGCAGGUGAACUACCAGGGCCAGAUGGUGAGCCUGAUCCGGAUGCGGAAUCCCUGGGGCGAGGUGGAGUGGACGGGAGCCUGGAGCGACGGCUCCUCGGAGUGGAACAACGUGGACCCUUACGAGCGGGAGCAGCUCCGGAUCAAGAUGGAGGAUGGAGAGUUCUGGAUGUCCUUCCGAGACUUCUUGCGUGAGUUCUCCCGCCUGGAGAUCUGCAACCUGACGCCCGACGCGCUCAAGAGCCGGUCCAUCCGCAAAUGGAACACCACGCUCUACGAGGGCACCUGGCGGCGGGGGAGCACCGCGGGGGGCUGCCGGAACUACCCAGCCACCUUCUGGGUCAAUCCCCAGUUCAAGAUCCGACUGGAGGAGACGGACGACGCGGACGACGACUACUACGGGGGUCAAGAAUCAGGCUGCAGCUUCGUGCUAGCCCUCAUGCAGAAGCACCGCCGCCGCGAGCGCCGCUUUGGCCGCGACAUGGAGACCAUCGGCUUCGCGGUCUACGAGGUUCCUCCGGAGCUGGUGGGCCAGCCGGCCGUGCACCUGAAGCGGGACUUCUUCUUGGCCAACUCGUCGCGGGCGCGCUCGGAGCAGUUCAUCAACCUGCGGGAGGUCAGCACCCGCUUCCGCUUGCCGCCCGGGGAGUACGUGGUGGUGCCCUCCACCUUCGAGCCCAACAAGGAGGGAGACUUCGUGCUACGCUUCUUCUCGGAGAAGAAGGCCGGGACCGAGGAGCUGGACGACCAGAUCCAGGCCAAUCUCCCUGAUGAGCAAGUGCUGUCAGAAGAGGAGAUCGAUGAGAACUUCAAGGCCCUCUUCAGGCAGCUGGCAGGGGAGGACAUGGAGAUCAGCGUCAAGGAACUGCGGACCAUCCUCAACAGGAUCAUCAGCAAACACAAGGACCUGCGGACAAAGGGCUUCAGCCUGGAGUCGUGCCGCAGCAUGGUGAACCUCAUGGACCGGGACGGCAACGGGAAGCUGGGCCUGGUGGAGUUCAACAUCCUGUGGAACCGCAUCCGGAAUUACCUGUCCAUCUUCCGGAAGUUUGACUUGGACAAGUCGGGCAGCAUGAGUGCCUACGAGAUGCGGAUGGCCAUCGAGUCUGCGGGCUUCAAGCUCAACAAGAAGCUGUACGAACUCAUCAUCACCCGCUACUCGGAGCCCGACCUGGCCGUGGACUUUGACAACUUCGUGUGCUGCCUGGUGCGGCUGGAGACCAUGUUCCGGUUUUUCAAAACUCUGGACACAGAUCUCGACGGGGUGGUGACCUUUGACUUGUUUAAGUGGUUACAGCUGACCAUGUUUGCAUGAGGCAGGGGCUCCGGUCCCCUUGCCGUGCUCCUCUCCCUCGUCUGCCAAGCCAUGCCUUCCCGCCAUGCCGCACCGGGCCACACCAGCUGCAAGUGCCUUCCUUGGAGCAGGAGGCGGCCUUGUCCUCCUGUCCCCUCACCUCCCAGCUGCCACGGUUCCUCUGCUCUGCGUAGAGCCGUGUGGCCCUCCCUGCCUUCUCCAGUCAUGGGCUCAGAUGGACUCCCCCCGCUCCUCCCGUCGCCAAACGAGGAAGGCCACUUCGCUUGUUCCUGCCUCAGGACGAGGCUGCCAGGGGAGCUGACGGCCCCGGGCCUCCGAGCAUCCUGACGUGUCCUCUCCCCUCGCUGCAGCCAGAGGGCGCCCACCCAGCCUACCCAGCGGCCUCACCUGCAGACUUUACACCAUAACCACUAACUCUGCACAGUCUGCCGUCUAGAUGUGCGGAAGCCCUUCCCAGCCGAGGCCUCUUCCUGGGGCUGGGAAUGCCUGUUCUCCCCCGUGCAGAAGCCAGUGCCCCUCACCUCCGUGGCCUGCCCCCCAGCCCUGCCCCACCUGCCGACCAGGAGUCACCUGGACUGAGGGGUGGUCAGGCGCUCCCUCCCUCGCUCCCUCCUUUUUUAUAUCGGUGAUUUUAAAGGGGACUCUUCAGGGACCGGUGUACCAGUAACGGGGGUGCCAGAGGCACCUGGGUGUGGGGUGGGGGUGGGGUCUCGGGUUUCCAUGCAGAGAGACCCCAAACAAUAAAGGAAAAGGCCCCACA